Molecule: messenger RNA, 239 nt
Organism: Racocetra fulgida
Lineage: Eukaryota; Fungi; Glomeromycota; Glomeromycetes; Diversisporales; Gigasporaceae
Source: the annotation of a GenBank genome assembly
GCGCAUGAAGCUCCAAUAAUAGUAAUGGAUAUAGAUCCUACUUCUUCUUUAGUCGCUACAGGAUCUGCUGACAGUACAGUUAAAGUUUGGGAUAUUGAAGGUGGUUUUUGUACACACAACUUUCGAGGUCAUGGGGGCAUAAUUAGUGCACUCAAAUUUCAUUUGAAAGAUAACCGAUGGACAUUGAUUUCUGGAGCAGAUGAUUGUAAUAUACGUGUAUGGGAUUUACAAGAGCGAAA